AUGGCGAACGAAGGUCAGUGCAUCACCACAGUUUGCAUUAAUGUGGCUGAUGAAUACAGAUGUUGUCAUCACUUCAGAGACACAUGGGGCAUUGAUGCUGGAGGAUCAGGUACAAUUAAAGCUACUGCAAAGUUUAACCAAGGGAUCAUCUGGUACGACGAGGCUUACGUCCCGCUUCGUACAUAUUCAGCAGCAGAGGAAGAAAUAGGGAAGCUGCCUUUGGCAUACAUCCGCUCCUCCUGAGUCUUCUCUUGUACCAUGAGCUCUGGCUCUGCCCAGGAUGUGGCAGUCGAGCAUUUCCUGCGUGACAUAGAGCGGCGAAGCAAGUGGCUGCACUGCGCUGUGAUAGGCUGUGAGGAGGAGCGAUCCUGCAGCGACAUGAACCUGCUGUAUCGUAAGAGUCGCUUGGACUGGAGGCAGAGAGAGCAUGAGGGAAAUAAGAAGAGCUCCACCCAAAAUGACCCAUCGGCUACUGUGGGAAAAGUCAGAGACUUGGCGUCUUUCCGACGGCACUUCCGGAUGGGUUUCAUGACCAUGCCCGCCUCCCAGGACCUGUCCCCUCACACUUGUGCCUCUGCCAUGGCGCCACGCUCGCAGUCCUGCCACGCUGUCGGUGCGGGAGAUACAAGCCUGGAGAACGGCGACUACUCCGACACGCAGUCUCAGCACGGCGGCCGCUGCCCCCCGGCCAAACCCAAACGCCAUCCGAGUACCCGCCUCAGCUCCUCGUCUGCUGACAGCAGAGGACCUCCUGAGACCCCACCGCCCCCUUCGAGUUCCCACUCACAGGCCAAACACUCAGAGAAGAAAAACUCCAUGAAAAAGUCAGACUCCGGGGAGAUUGGAGCAAAGAAGGUUCCUCCUUUGAAACCCAAAAGAAGUCCCAGUACCCAGCUCACCUUUGACCCCCUUCCUCCACGUGUGCCUCCUUCUGCCACCCCCUUGCCCUUCCAGUCUGCAGACUCCCAGAUACAGACAGGAGAUGGGGAGGAUGAGCCAGUCUAUAUAGAAAUGGUGGGCCAAGUGUUCACCAGAGACAGUCAGACGACCACAUCCCACCCGGUCACCCCCGUGGCCACCACGCCAGACUCCGACUCUGAUCAGAGUGAAGCGAUCUACGAGGAGAUGAAAUACCCGCAGCAGGAAAACAGAGAGUCCCAGAGGCAUCUCCCUCCAAAGCAUGACAAACUGAAAGCAUCAAAGCACUUCCACGUCACCACUUCCUCCUCCAGCAGUUCUUCUUCUCUCCCUCGCCCUUCAUCUUCUUCCCCGUCCUACUCCAAACCCAAAGCUACAGUUUCCAUCUCCCAUUCUUCUCCACUGCCUUCCUCUGCAUCCUCCACUCCUGUACCCCAGGUCCUGUCCACCAGUCCCCACACACCACGAGCUCCAACUCCCUAUCUGUUGCAAGGAGGUAAAUCUGAGUCAGAGUCCAACACAAAAAUCCCGGCCCCCUUCCCCAAUCUCCUGCAGCACCGUCCCCCGCUUCUUGCCUUUCCCCAGCCUGCAGCUGCAUCCAGCGGGGUAGGAGUUCAAAACAAGACAUCCACCACUGCUAAAACUCAAACAUCCAGUGCAACAACUCAAGCUAGCACCUCCUCCUCGGCUUCUUCUAAUGUUCCCACCUCCCUGUCAGGGUCCAAGGAAUUAUCAGGAGGCACGUCACAGCAGGACAAAUAUAGUCGAGACUCCCAGUUAGGCCCUGCUCCUGGACUGAGAGCCAGGAGUCACUCCACACCACUACCUCCCUCUUCCAAGUCCACCUCCCCUUUCUCUCACCACCAUCACCAUCCUCAUCAUCGCCCCUCGCACUACCACCACUACCGGAAGCCGGAUCGAGGGGACUCCCCGGCUCCGACCAAGAGCAGCUCUCAGAGUUCGAACCAGGCCACGGUCCAGACGCAGACCUCGGGGACAGGCAAGGAGGGCAAGUCCGUCAGCUUCCUUCUGAAGUCUGACAAAGGAGAGAGGGAUAAAGACCGGGACAGGGGUAGAGACAGGGACAAGGAGCGAGACAGAGACAAGGACAAGGACAGGGACAGAGAUAGGGAUAAAGACAGAGAACGAGACCGAGAAAGGGACAGGGCUAGAGAUAGAGAUAGAGACAGAGACAGAGAUAGAGACAGAGACAGAGAUAGAGACAGAGAUAGAGAUAGAGACAGAGAAGGAGGGCCACACUCAUUACCUAUGGAGAGCAUUAUCACCACUAGCAGCCAAACACCUCUAAGCAGCACCAGCUCCACUCCCACGCCAUUAUCCUCUUCCCAGCGUCCCCAUUCUCGCCCACACCUCCGCUCUCACACACCUCAUGGCCUGCCAGCAUACAAGCCGCCCUCCUCAGACAGCCCGCUGCUGUGGACCUACCCGUCUGGUGGCUUUCGGAGGCCACCAGCAUAUGAGAGCUUGAGAGCCAGCUCUCAGACACCAUCUCUACAACAGCCUUCAAGCCUUACCGGUGUGGGUGAGGGGGUGUCCAAGAGCAACAGUGGGUCCUCAUCGAACUCAAAAGUUGGCUUCAUGCCCUGGGACAGCAGCGCCAGCUUAGCUGCGGAUGAGGGGUUUUACUGGCCUAUGCAGAGGAAGCUGUCCUUUAGCCAUGGAAGCAGAGAGGCAGAGAAGGAUGAAGGGCGAGCCUGGAACGGCAGUGCUGAUGCACUGUUAAGAAUGGACAAAGAGGAUCUCGGUAUCAGCUCUCGAGGAGGCCAGUCAGGCAUCCCAGUUCACUUUAGUAGUGCCACCAGCAGGGCUCUGGGUCACAGCGAGUCUUUGGCAGGAGUGGAUGGCAGCCCAGGAUUCAGAGCGCUGCCCAGAGGAGGACUCCCUCUUCCCUGCCAGACUUUUCCUGCCUGUCGUAAUGGAGAAGUGGGGCGGCUGGGCCGCUCCUCCUCUGCUGCUGGAGUCAGACAGGUGGGCGGAGGAGACGUCCACCGACAGAGCAGUCUACCAGUACGAGAAGCCCUGAAUCAGCUGCACAGUAUGGCCCUAGCUCAAGCUCCUUGCAGCCCCAGCAGCCCCAGCGUCUCCCGGCAGCAGCAGCAGCAGGCGCAGCUCCAGCAGCAGCAGCUGCAGCUGAAGCAGCAGCUCCAGCAGCUCCAGCAGCAGCACCACCUGCAGCUGCAGUUCCAGCAGCUCGCCCAGCUGGCACAGGGACAGACUCCAAGCGGCGGGGGCACCACGCCAUCUACGGCGCAGACCCAGAGAGACGGCAAGCUGCUGGAAGUCAUUGAGCGUAAACGCUGUCUGUGCAAGGAGAUCAAGGCCCACCGGCGCCCUGACAAAAGCUUGUGCAAACAGGACAGCAUGCCCAUCCUCCCUAGCUGGAGACGGACACCUGAGCCUCGGAAGACUGGCACGCCACCCUGCCAGAGGCCGCAGGCCGUUGUGUGGGACACAGCUAUCUGACCCCAGGAGAAGUGGAUUACAUAACAUGACUUUUCCAAUGGCCUGGUGAAAGAAAUUACUUAAAAAAGACUUGCAUACAAAAUACCAUCUUUAUUAUUAUUGUGUUAGAGACUGGUCUCCAAACAUGGUUUGUGGAGAUGUUGAACUUGAACAGCAAAAAGAGGUGAAGAAAUAUAGUUAUUACAAUCAGACUAAAUUAAUUUCUAUCCAGCUGAUUAGUAUUUUCUCUGUACUAUGUACUGCACUGAUGUGUUCCAAUUGCCAACAAGUUUUUUUUUUUUUGUCACAAAACACCAGUAUUAUUGUUAAUACAGAGUGGGUCGGGUUCCUAGAUUGGUGUUGCCAAAUAUCCUCCUGACUACUUGAGACACUAGGGAAUCAUGUACCUUCGCCAACAAAGCAUCAAAACUACUCUGCAGAGGAGAGCAGACAAGAUUCGUAGAUAAGUUAUCGAAGUGUUUCUUGAAAAUAGUGAAUGUAUUUGAGAUGUCUUGAUAUCAAUAGAUUGUCAUUGUGGAUGCAAAUAAUCAUCACCGAAAAGUAAAAGCUACCUACUGUGUCCGUUUGCAUAUUUGUAAUGUAAAUCUCUUUUACUUUCUCAACCUUUCAGCAAUUUUACAGCAAUACGCUCUGGAAGAAAACAAGCUUGAGCAACAUAUUUCAAAAACUUGUGUCAACUAGCCUAACAUACAUAUCUAAGACUUGAAUAAGUCAUAUUUACUGUGUCAUACUCUGCAUGUCACCAAUAGACAUGCAGUGCUGUAAGCUUGAGACAAAAAAAGAAAAAAAACCUGAUCUUGUCUGACAGAUCUUCACUAUGUUCCUGUGUGGUUGUAGGAAAAAUAUGAAUUUACUGCUUAAGAGAGGUGUUUGUGGAGGAUGGGGGGGUGUUAGUCCAGCUGAGUAUACUCAGAUACAGAUCAGUGGUACGGAAAAAAAACCUCAGUCAUCGCUCAUGCUUUUUGCAUAGUUGCACAUUAGCGUUCGUUCCACCGAGCACUGACACCCAUCGGCUGAAAGACUGCGCAACACGGUGCAGCUCAUGAGACUGUGAGCAUCGAUCAUCUCAAACUCAAUGCUGGAACAAUCUGCACAAAGCAUCACUUAGAGGAGAAAUUCAAACCCUGAUGUACUGUAUAUAGACAUGUACAAGUGUAUUGAAAAUGUAGCAAUUAUCUCCAUUUUCAUACUUGUACUCAAUACAUAUUAUGUAGCAUAUACUGUAUAAACAUAACUUCCUUCAUUUGUUUUUUUUUUCUAAGAGAAUUAAGUACCUGCUGCAGACAGCCCAUGCAUAACUUAUUGUUCGAUUCAUAAACAAUGAGCCCUCUAAAAAAAAAAUACAACCCAGAAACAGUUAUUUAUAUAAUUUUAUGCAAGAAUCCCUUUAAGCUCUGUUAUUUAUUCAACCCCCUUUUUCUACAUUCACUUUUGUUUGUGUACAGAUUUCAACUGCUUUUUUUGGUCUUAACAUUUUUAAUACUUUGCUGCUAUUUGAAUACCCAUGUUGUUCAUUGGACUACAUAGUGUUGCCAUGAUAAACGUUAUUAAAAUGAUGCUUAUUGUUACAUAAUAAUUUCCUUUUGGGGGGGGGGCGGGGCUUUUUUUUUUUUUCAGAAAGCCACAUGGAAUGAAGUUUGUACCUUGACGAGUCAGCUCUCCUGUACUAGUAUUAAGGCACUUGAAUGUCUCUUGGUUGUUGUUUUUUUAAUAAUAGUUAUAGUACCAAACUGUACAGUGCAGUACAUCAAGUGAAAAAAGACCUAUUUAAAAUGUUUAAGACUUACUUUUUGGCCAGUUUUGUUUUGUUUAUGUCCACCUGCUCGUGUUUGAGGGACUUUAUUUUUUCUAAGCCUUUUGGAUCCAUUUUCAUAAAAACACAGGCCAAGUUGGAGGAAAUGGGCAAGUGCAAUGCAUGCAGAGAUUCCUUACACUGAAAUGCUCCAAAUGAUACUUCCUAUUGUGCCCAGUCUGAUUUUAAAUACCAAGUAAUCACCUUACUAUGUCACAGACUGAUGUGAAACCUGAGGUACAGGCUACCAUUUUUCCAGAAUAGUUUACAGAGGCUGUUGGUUUUGUGUGUCUUCUAAAACAGUGGCCAUUAUAUGAGUGCCAUACUAUAUUGAUAUGGUAAGAUACGGUGUACCUUGGAAAUCACUGUAGUGCUAUAUUUGCAUUGAUAUUGUCAUUGGAAAUAAAUUUUAUAUAAUGAACUUUACACAACAAA
This is a messenger RNA of Girardinichthys multiradiatus, 5629 nucleotides long. Its product is annotated as neuronal tyrosine-phosphorylated phosphoinositide-3-kinase adapter 1. The transcript has 7 exons. Gene Ontology annotation, biological process: neuron projection morphogenesis; phosphatidylinositol 3-kinase/protein kinase B signal transduction. The record is from RefSeq and is a predicted model, not a curated record. Lineage: Eukaryota; Metazoa; Chordata; Actinopteri; Cyprinodontiformes; Goodeidae.